Messenger RNA from Talpa occidentalis (Iberian mole), 4577 nucleotides. It is a transcript of the gene FASTKD1, whose product is annotated as FAST kinase domains 1. The record is from RefSeq and is a predicted model, not a curated record. NCBI's taxonomy places the organism in Eukaryota, Metazoa, Chordata, Mammalia, Eulipotyphla, Talpidae. Gene Ontology annotation, cellular component: mitochondrial matrix; ribonucleoprotein granule. The coding region runs from base 34 to 2244 and encodes 736 amino acids. The transcript is spliced from 14 exons. Gene Ontology annotation, molecular function: RNA binding. Gene Ontology annotation, biological process: regulation of mitochondrial mRNA stability; mitochondrial RNA processing.
CUUCAAAAUUUAACUACAAAGAAAAUAGAGCUCAUGAAUGAUGAGACCCUGGUGAAUGUGUUGUACAUCACACAACAAUUUGCUGUUGAGGCCCAUGACCCAUUUGUUGAAGCCUUAGUUACAGAAGCAUGGAGAAGACUGGAAAGAUUUGAAAUCAAUGUGCUGUCAAAAUUUUCCUCUUGCCUAGCAGACCAGCAUUUAUAUUUUAGUCCAUUAAUGGGGAAAAUAGCUGAUAUUGUACAUAAGAACUUGGAAACCAUACAGGAUCUAAGGUCUUUGUCUGUUUUGAUGGUCAACAUAUCUUCUUUAAUAUCACAGUGUUUUCAAGAGCAAUUAGUGAACAAAACAGAACUUCUUUUUGACACCAUAGAUUCUUCCCAUGUCAACAUUGCAAGAAGAAUAGUACAGUUUCUUCGAAAUAUUAAAUAUGGUUACUAUCCAUUAUUAGAAAGGUGCAAUAAAGUGUUUUUAAGCAAUGCAAACCACCUUGAUUUGGAAUCCAUCAGUAAAAUACUUAGUUUAUAUAAUUCUCUACAGUUUCAUAGUUUUGAAUUUUUUGUAGUGGCUAAAAAGAGGUUAACUGAAAUGAUUCCUCUGUUUGAUCAACCUGCUAGCUUUGUAAAGUUGUUUGUAGCAUUGGGACCCAUAGCAGGACCUGAAGAAAAAAAACAACUUAAAUCAACCUUGUUACUGAUAUCAGAAGAACUGACCAGCCAACAAGCCCUUGCUGUGAUUGGGGCAAUGGAAGAGAUGGAGAGCAGAAAUGCGCGUCUGAUUAAAAAAAUUGCUUCAAUUCUGCAUAAACAUUUGGAUAACUAUAAACCAAAAGAGUUGCUGAAGAUAACUCGAGCAUUGAUUUUUCUACAUUUUCAAAGUAAAGAAUUUUUUGUGAGACUCAGAGAAUUACUGCUUAGUUAUUUGAAAAUCAGCAUCAUACCUGGUGAGAUUUCCGUCUUAGUCUGUGCUAUUUCCAUGCUGACUCCUCCUCACCUGGAUCAAACUGGGUUAUCACAAAUUGAAGCUGUUUUACCACAGUGUGACCUAAAUGACAUGAAUGUACUUGCCACAUCUGUUUUAAGAUGUAUUCAGUAUGAUCACAUGUGUCUGGAUAAUAUUACAGGGAAGCAAUUGAAACUACUUCAAAAAUUAGAUCACUAUGGCCAUCAGAGACUAAGAAAAUGUAACAAUUUGAAUUUGUUAUGGGAAGAACUUAAAACUUUAACAAAAGGAGACUGGUUUGCUGAGUCACUUCUUGAAGAAACAGUUACUGCUUUACAGAGUAUGAUGGAUGAAAUUGAUUACAAAAAUGUUGUUGGGAUUGCAUCUUUUAUUUCUAGAACAAACUACCUCAGUCCUCUCCUACUUGAUAGGAUAACCUCAGUAGUCAUUGAGCAUAUUGAAAAGAUCCAUCCUUUCGCAAUCCUUGCUGUUAUUCUUCCAUUCAGCACCUUGAACUAUGAUCCACCUCAAAGGGAUGAAUUUUUUGGAACUUGCAUUCACCACAUUAAUUCUUAUUUAAGUAAAUUAGAUCCCCUCAUGUUAGUGUUUCUUGGUUUCUCGUUGGCCACACUUGAAUAUUUUCCAGAAGCUCUACUAAAGUCAAUUUUUAACAUCAAAUUCUUAGCCAAAUUGGAUUCUCAACUUGAACUUUUAUGUUCAUCUCUAAGUAUGAGGGUCCAGUUUCGUCUUAUGGAAUUAAAUAGAGCAGUCUACUUGGAAUGCCCUGAGUAUCAGAUUCCAUGGUUUCAUGACCGCUUUUGUCAACAACAGUUUAAGAAAGAUACUGGCAGCAUGAAUGGAGCACAACAGCAGAUAUAUAAAAUGUUAGCAGAGCUCCUAGGAGGAAUCAAUUAUGUAAAAGCCUCAGUUCUUACACCUUAUUACCACACAGUAGAUUUUGAGUGUAUCUUGGAUAAAAGAAAAAAACCUCUUCCUUAUGGGAACCAUAAUAUAACUUUGGGAAAACUGCCAGAAAUGCACUGGGAGUCAAAUAUCCUAAUAGAUGGAUCAAGGCUGCCACCAGGAGCUGAAAGAAUUGCUUUGGAAUUUUUGGAUUCAAGAGCUUUUUGUAGAAACAUACCUCACUUAAAAGGAAAAUCUGCUAUGAAAAAACGACAUUUGGAAAUUUUGGGCUAUCAUGUAAUUCAGAUACCUCAUUUUGAAUGGAACUCUAUGACUUUGUCAACAAAGGAUGCUCGCAUGGACUACCUGAGAGAACAUAUAUUUGGAGAAGGCAAAUCAUGAUUUUUAGUUUUAUUUAAAAUUAGUUAUCAUGUUGUAUUACAAAUAAAUUUAUUUUAAUGAGGUGACUUAAAUCAAUUAAAAAAGAAUGGGAAAAUUGACUGAUUUCAGGGCCAACUGAAUACCUAUUAAAAUAAACAUUUUACAAUGGGAAAUCUGGCUUGAAAGUUGUUUAAAUUUUUUAAUAUAAAAGAUGUGUAGCUUUUAAGAAACUUAAAUAGAUUACAAUUCAUUCUAUGAGUUUAUGCUGUGUGUCAGGAUCUGUUCUAGAGGCUGGGGAUACAGCAGUGAAUACAACUUACCUUCCAUCAGUAGAAUCAAACAAAAUGAAUAAAAGAUGAUAUUAAAUGCUAUGGGAAAAAUUCAGGAGAAGGAGUAGGAAUAUUCUGGGCAGGUGUAAUUUUAAUCUGGGAAAGACUCACUGACUUGAUGUUUCAGUAAAUUCUUUUUUUUUUUUUUAAAGAUUUAUUUAUUUAUGCAUACAAGAGCUAGGGUACAGGCCAGAGAUGCAGGGGGUGAGAGGAUCCACCAGAGACAGAAUGGGGAACAGAACAGGCAGACUGACUGAAAUACACUGCUGAGGGGAGCAGCAGGCGAGACAGGAGAAGAGAGGUCUGUCUCGCCAUGUGGGUUUCUCCCUGGUCAGCCGGGGAUCGAGCUCAUGCUGCAGAGGCUGUGGAUUGCUUCAUAGUGCGGUGCUUAACCCCUCGUGCCACCAGGGAGGCCGUUUCAGUAAAUUAAGGAGGUAAGGUUCUCUAGGAGUAGAGAACUUCCAGGAGAGGAUCCCUCAAGUACAAAGAUCCUGAGGUGGGGCUAUGUCUGGCAUUUUUGAAAAUAAUAAGGAAUCCACUGUGGCUGGAGCAGAACAACUGGAAGGUAGAAGUAUAAUAAAAGGAAAAUAGAUGAGUCAAAUAAAUCUGACCUUAUAUUACUCUGAGAGACUACUGGAGUUUCUAUAAAAGGAAUAGAGAUCUCAGGUUUUAAUUGGAUAACUUUGACCACUCUAUUGAGAGGAAAAGGAGGGCAAUGUGCAUUCGAGUGGGUAUAUAUGCAGGAUAACCCAUUAUCAGGUGAUUGCAAUAAUCAGGACAAGAAAUGGAGACAUCUGUGGCAGUGGAGAUAAGAGUAGUGGUCAGAUUUCUUGGAUAUAUUUUGAAGGCAGAGGCAAUCGAAUUAUCUUACUGACUGAACAUGGAGGGAGGAGUCAAGGAUAAUUUUUGUCCUUAACAACUCAAAGGAUGUCAUUGCCAUUGACUAAGAUGGGGAUGUCUAUGGGAAGAGGGAGGUGAGGGGCAGAGGAUCAUAUGGGAGGAUUGAAGGAUCAUGUGUUUGGUUUUAGACAUGUUCAAUUUUUGUGAUGCCUUUUAAAUAUCUGAAGUUAUCAAAUAGGCACUUCAAUAAAUGUGCUCAGAGGUCCAGGCUUCAAAUAUAAAUUUGGAAGUUGUCAAUAGUAUUUAAUGGAUUGAGAGCAGAUGAACGCAUUAAAAUAUGAGUAAAGGAAAGUCUCAAUUGGGGAGAGAUCUGAAGACUAAGCUUCAAGAGCUCCAACAUAAAGAGAUAGAGAUGGGGAGGAGGAACCAGCAAAGGAGAGUGACAAGGCAGGCUUGCCAGAGAGGCUUAGAAGGAAAAGUUAUAAGCCAUAAUACUCUGGAAGCUAAGUAGAUAAAGCAUUUCAAGGAGGAAGAAGUGAGUAGUAAUAUCAGGUGAUGCUGAUAGGUCAGGUGAGAUGAGGCCUUGGAAAUGUCAAUUAAAUUUAGCAACAUAGAAAUUAUUGUAACCCUGAAGAUUACUUUCGGUGAGCAGUGGGUUUGAAAGCCCUAAUGUUUCAAGAGCAAGUGAGAGGAGAAAUGAGUUUUCUUAUAAAUGGAAGCAAGGAAAUGGGGAGAACUGAGGGGGAAGUAGGCCUUGUCUGAUUCUGUACAUUCUCUCCUCUUUGAAGAGCAAUAUAUGUUUGUGCUUAGCCAAAAGCCUUAUUUUAAAUACCCUAAGGCUGCCUGGUAGGGAUGUAGGUCUGUCUUCUAACUUCGUGGCCCUCUACAUUAGUUCUGUCCCAAAUUUAGGUUGGUAGCUAAAAUGCCUCAAAUCUGCAGCCUAGUUUUAAAAAUGUGUCCUACAUGUUAUUUUCUCCAUUGAUAGUUGGCCUAGGCUUAGUUGAAGUACUUGUUUAAAAUGUCUAAUUACUUUGCAUGACUUGAGCUCCAGUAUUUAGUGAUUUUGCAGAAUGUAAACUUUACAGAAACUUGUAAAAAACAGAAUUAGAACAGUAAGUUAGACAUUAUGUCUCCCUCAUUCUGAAUUUCCUCAUAAUAUUCAUUUGUAUUAUUUGAUGUGCUAAA